Molecule: messenger RNA, 2510 nt
Organism: Sinocyclocheilus rhinocerous
Lineage: Eukaryota; Metazoa; Chordata; Actinopteri; Cypriniformes; Cyprinidae
Gene: dab1b
Product: DAB adaptor protein 1b
Exons: 15
Coding region: 495-2165 (556 amino acids)
Biological process (GO): neuron migration
Cellular component (GO): cytoplasm; intracellular membrane-bounded organelle
Source: RefSeq, a predicted model, not a curated record
CUGAUUAUUCUGGUGGAGAAGAAACGUUUCAUUUCUGUCUAGCGUCAUUGCAAUCGAGUAUUUUUGGGGGAUUUGGAAUGCAGAGGCUGAAACUGAGCAACUUCUCAUGCUGGCACUUGUUCAUUUCACAUGCAGAUGCGCUGGAUUUGACUCAUCAUUUGACCAUGGGAGCUGCUGGACACCGAUAAUGGUCAGAAUAAAAGCGAUGCAUUGGAAGUAAUCGCGAUAUUUGUCAGUAGUGUCUCAGCCGAGCACUGAUAAAAAAUAAUGCUACUGGAUCAGCUGCGAAACUAUCCGAGGCACACUGUUAAACUUCAAUACAGGAAUAUACAGAACAAAUACACUCACACAUCUCACUAACUUGAGCAGUUCAUUCUGUCUCAAUACCGGACGUAAAUCUCAAUAUGCCAGCGUUGUGAGUUUGCCUCAGAAGACUAGAGGAUCCUACAGGAUAAGCAUCCACAUGCUACUGAGAGGAACAGAGACACGGGAGGAUGUCAACAGAGGCAGAACUUCAAGCAGAUGUCAAACUCAGUGUCAAGAAGGAGUCCAGAAGACGAGGUCGGGAUCGCAGCGAGCAGGACCUGAUUCAGCGCUUCAGGGGCGAUGGCGUCAGUUACAAGGCCAAGCUGAUUGGGAUUGAUGAAGUGACGGCCACACGCGGAGACAGGCUGUGCCAGGACUCUAUGAUGAAGCUGAAGGGGAUUGCUGCUUCAGCGCGGUCAAAAGGGAACCACAAACAGAGGAUUUUCUUGACUGUGUCUUUUGGUGGAAUCAAGAUUUAUGAUGAGAGAUCAGGGGUCUUACAGCACCACCACGCUGUGCAUGAAAUCUCCUACAUUGCCAAAGACACAAGGGACCAUCGCGCCUUCGGCUACGUCUGCGGGAAGAAAGGCAACCACAAAUUUGUUGCAAUCAAGACCAGCCAUUCGGCAGAGCCAGUCAUACUGGACCUGCGUGACCUUUUCACCCUCGUCUAUGACAUCAAACAGAGGGAGGAGUCACCGAAAAAGGCUCAGAAGGACAAGCACUGCGAACAAGCCGUCUAUCAGACGAUUCUGGAGGAUGAGAUUGAUGAUCCAGUGUAUCAGUACAUUGUGUUUGAAGCCGGACACGAGCCCCUCCGUGGCCACCAAUCAGAGGAGAGCGUUUACCAGGUCCCCACAAGUCAGCAGAAAGAUGGGAUCUAUGACGUUCCAAAUCACCAUCUUAUGACCAAUAUAAACCAGUUUGAUCUUUUCGGUGACAUGGCAACCCCCCCAGACAUCCUUUCUAUGCCAGCGUCGCCUGCUACCACACUGGAUCCUGGAAGGAGGCAACGUCAGCACCGUCCCGAACUCUUCACUCAUUUUAGCCCACCGGCUGUGCCCUCAGGCUAUAUGACCAUGGGUGCUAUCCAGGCUGCUCACUGGACCCAACAGUCAUUUGCUACCCAAGCCGCUCCAGUGGUCUUCGGGGUUCAGGGACCAUUGCAGGUGGCCCAGAUGCUCCCCGGAGGCCAGCCUGUGAUUUGGGGUCAGGCUAAUCUUUUCCACUCUCCAGCCACGGGCCAGCAGCAAUGGGCGUUUGUACCAGCCCAGACAGUUGGCAUGGGGGCGCAUCCGAUUCCAGCCGCAGUGCUUCAAGGUCUGGUUCCCAUAGCUGCCAUGCGCCCGCACUCCUGUGAACCUCCCGAGACUUCGUCAAACAUAAUGAGCCCUCAGCACUGUGUAGAACCUACCCUACAGGAAAGUGGAUCUAAGGACGCCCUAAACAAGGACCCCCAGGAGGAAACAAUAGCUGUUCAGAUUUGCACAAGCAAACAUGACGCUGCACAGUCCUCUGGGAAACAGGAAAUGGACUGUUGUGGUGAGCUUGAUCUUUCACAUUUGAGAUUGACUUCAGAGUCGUCAAUAUCACCAUCCCCAACUGAUUCUUGUGCUACUCCUGGUCCGGAGCAGGAAACCAUGUCCCCAGCCACUGCCCCCUCAUUAGAGCCAUCGCUCCUGACUGCAAAAAACAGCUUAGUCAAUGUGCCAGAAGCUUCGGAGGCAUGUGCUCAGACUCUCAACACUGAUGAGAUACCACCAGAUGCUCAGAUAAACCUUCCAGACUUUUCACAGCUGGAUGUCCAAAGAGAGAUGUCUUCUGGGAAGAAUGAGCCUCAACAUACAGAAGAGCACUGAGAGAAUCCAGAAAUCACAGUGAUACAGAUGGGACCUUAAGCUGUGUGAGCUCUGUGGGACAUUUCACAAACUCUAAUAACUGAUAGAAAAUAAAAUCUAUUUUAAUAAAUGAAGUGUACCUUUAGUUUGCGAUGUCUACCUGUAGCCACUAUCUAAACUACUUCCGAAAUGAAAUAUUUUUUGUAAAAUAAUAAUAAACUGUCACAGUAUGAGAAAUUGGACCAGUGAAAUCAAAGUUUAACUGUGAUGGGCAUUUGAUGGACUUGGGGAUUGAUUUCUGUUGUCAUUUCUAAUGGACAAGAUCAACUGUGAAGCUGUGUAGUUCAUUCUACAUUUGGAGAAGCC